AUGGCUGAUUCGGAUGAGGAAUACGUGGGCGGUGUCACAGAUGAUGAAGAUGAUCUCCAAGUGACGAGGACAGACGCCUCUCAGCCAAGGAAGCGAAAGCAGAGAGGAGCCGCAGAAUGGGAGCUCUCUCGUACUUGGGAGACGCUAGUUGAGGGAGCUGAUGGAACGAUCAGCUCCACUGUCGAAGGGUUGCUGGAGGCCAGCAAGCGCAAGAGGCUCCUCAAAGACACCACCCCUCUCCAGCGUGGUAUUAUUCGACAUUUAAUCCUCAUUCUCGAUCUCUCACAAUCCAUGGCCGAGAAAGAUCUUCGACCCACGAGAUAUUUACUGGCACUGCGAUACGCCCAGGAAUUCGUCCGAGAAUUCUUCGAGCAAAACCCCAUCUCUCAACUCGGUGUUCUAGGCCUUCGUGAUGGCCUUGCGAUCCGGGUGAGCGACAUUAGCGGCAACCCUACGGAGCAUUUGACAGCGAUUCAAGAAUUGAAAACUCAGGAUCCGAAAGGAUUGCCGAGUCUUCAGAAUGGCCUUGAAAUGGCCCGCGGUGCUCUUUUCCACACGCCCAGUCACGGUACCCGCGAAGUCCUCGUUCUUUUCGGCUCUUUGCUCAGCUCCGAUCCCGGCGACAUCCAUCAGACCAUCAAUACGCUUAUCACCGACAAAGUUCGAGUGCGCAUUGUCGGUCUCGCAGCGCAAGUGGCUAUCUGCAAAGAGUUGUGCAGCCGGACAAAUCCAGGUGACGAGACAGCAUAUGGCGUUGUACUCAACGAGCAACACUUCCGUGAACUCUUGAUGGACGUGACUACACCGCUAGCGAGUCAAAAACAGUCAGCAAGUUCGCUCCUCAUGAUGGGGUUUCCAUCGCGCACAGUGGAGCCUACCCCUUCGUUAUGCGCGUGUCACUCACGGCCUUCUCGUGGGGGGUACCUUUGUUCACGCUGUGGAAGUAAAGUGUGUAAUCUGCCCGCCGAGUGUCCUUCUUGUGGAUUGACCCUUAUCCUCUCCACCCACUUGGCACGUUCGUACCAUCAUCUGUUCCCCUUGAUGAAUUGGGUAGAGGUACCGUGGCGUCGAGCGACAAGCAAAGCCUGCUUUGCCUGCGGUCUUGCCUUUCCCCCGGUUCCCCCCGAAGACCAGUGGUCGACGACGGAAAGUCAAGUCAAGGGGAUGAGCGUGAGCAGUCGCUAUCAGUGUGAGGCGUGUCGGAACCACUUUUGCAUCGACUGCGAUCUGUUUGCCCACGAAGUCGUGCACAACUGCCCCGGUUGUCAAAGUCACAGUAUCCAAGCAGCGCCCGAGGGAAUGGAUACUGCUGCUUAG
Messenger RNA from Penicillium diatomitis, 1317 nucleotides. Its product is annotated as TFIIH/NER complex subunit SSL1. The coding region runs from base 1 to 1317 and encodes 438 amino acids. NCBI's taxonomy places the organism in Eukaryota, Fungi, Ascomycota, Eurotiomycetes, Eurotiales, Aspergillaceae. The record is from RefSeq and is a predicted model, not a curated record. The transcript has 3 exons. Gene Ontology annotation, cellular component: transcription factor TFIIH holo complex; transcription factor TFIIH core complex. Gene Ontology annotation, molecular function: zinc ion binding. Gene Ontology annotation, biological process: regulation of transcription by RNA polymerase II; nucleotide-excision repair; DNA-templated transcription.